This is a messenger RNA of Lotus japonicus, 977 nucleotides long. Its product is annotated as 2-C-methyl-D-erythritol 2,4-cyclodiphosphate synthase, chloroplastic. Gene Ontology annotation, molecular function: 2-C-methyl-D-erythritol 2,4-cyclodiphosphate synthase activity. The record is from RefSeq and is a predicted model, not a curated record. The transcript is spliced from 3 exons. NCBI's taxonomy places the organism in Eukaryota, Viridiplantae, Streptophyta, Magnoliopsida, Fabales, Fabaceae. Gene Ontology annotation, biological process: terpenoid biosynthetic process. The coding region runs from base 73 to 798 and encodes 241 amino acids.
AUCACAACAAAUAAAAUUGUCUUCUGUCUUGUCUGAAAUUGUUGGUCGCCAUUUCACUGCUGAAGCUCCCAAAUGUCAACGGCCAUGGCGGCUUCAUCUCUUUCAGCAUCCUCCACCGCCGUCCCGUUCAAAAUAACCAGUAGUUCUUCUCUUCUAUCUCCUUUCUCUUUCUCCUUUCCUCGCAAACACCACACCCACGUUCCCAGCCUCAGACUAUCACCAACCGCCUCAGCCGCAGUUUCAGCUUCUGGGGCUGCAACUCCCACAACCGCCAUUGAAAUCGACCAGUCCCCUGUCUCCACCAAACCCUCCAAGGCUCUUCCCUUUCGGGUCGGGCACGGUUUUGACCUCCAUCGGUUGGAACCCGGUUACCCCUUAAUCAUCGGUGGGAUUAACAUACCCCAUGAUAGAGGUUGCGAGGCUCAUUCUGAUGGGGAUGUUCUGCUUCACUGUGUGGUUGAUGCGAUUUUGGGGGCGUUGGGUCUUCCUGAUAUUGGGCAGAUUUUUCCGGAUUCGGAUCCUAAGUGGAAGGGUUGUGACUCUUCUGUCUUCAUCAAAGAAUCUGUGAGGCUUAUGCAUGAGGCAGGUUAUGAUAUUGGGAAUUUAGAUGCUACAUUGAUACUUCAGAGGCCAAAACUAAGCCCACACAAGGAUGUUAUCAAGGCCAACUUAUCUGCACUGCUUGGAGUUGACCCUUCUGUGGUAAAUAUCAAAGCAAAAACUCAUGAAAAGGUAGACAGCCUUGGAGAAAAUAGAAGUAUAGCGGCUCAUACAGUGGUUCUUCUAAUGAAGAAAUGAACAGAGAAUCUGGAAAUAUACUGAAGAGCAUUAAAGAAUUGUAAUCCGUAAAAAUACUGUAAAUUUUAUAAAUUAUGCUUUAUUGGCUAAUAGUGUACUGUUUAAUGUUUAUACAGAUAUUAUAGAUCUCCCUGGUUGUUAAUUUUUGGUUUAACGAUUCACUGGCAAUUCGCUCAGAA